Molecule: messenger RNA, 3575 nt
Organism: Danio aesculapii
Lineage: Eukaryota; Metazoa; Chordata; Actinopteri; Cypriniformes; Danionidae
Gene: hsd20b2
Product: hydroxysteroid (20-beta) dehydrogenase 2
Exons: 11
Coding region: 87-1076 (329 amino acids)
Cellular component (GO): endoplasmic reticulum
Molecular function (GO): oxidoreductase activity
Source: RefSeq, a predicted model, not a curated record
CUCCCACCUUUAACUCUGCAGCAUACCAGAACGUGCUCAUUGAAUUGUUUAAGACAGUGUCACAGAAAGACGCUGUUGUGAAGAAGAUGGGAGACAAUGCAGAGUGCUGCUGGUACUCAAUUGUGUUGUGUGGCAUCGGUUGUGUUACGGUUGUGUAUUACAUGCUGAGGUGGUCCUGGCAGUGUUGGCACGGGUUCAAAGUGUACGUGAUCUCUGAGAUCUGGCAGACGGACCUGAGGACAUACGGCCGCUGGGCUGUUGUAACUGGUGCAACAUCAGGCAUUGGUCGAGCAUACGCUGAAGAGCUUGCCAAACGAGGAUUAGACAUUGUUCUGAUCAGUCGCUCAGAGGACAAACUUCACAGAGUCGCCAAAGAUAUAGAGUCUAAAUACAGUCGAAAGACACGCGUCAUUCAGGCAGACUUCACCGAGGGUCACUCCAUCUACUCUACAAUCACACAACAGCUCGAGGGCCUGGAGAUAGGAAUUCUGGUGAACAAUGUAGGCAUGAACUAUAUCGGGGUUCUGGCAAAUUUCCUUGAUGUUCCUGAUCCAGACCAGAGGAUCACACAGGUGCUAAACUGCAACACACUGUCUGUCACACAGAUGUGCAGAGUUAUUUUGCCAGGAAUGGUAGAAAGGGGGAAAGGCCUCAUCAUAAACAUCUCAUCAGAAGCCGGAUAUCAGCCUUUACCAAUGGUCUCACUCUAUUCUGCAACCAAGGCAUUUGUAACAUAUUUCUCUCUGAGUCUGAAUGCAGAAUACAGGUCAAAGGGAAUCACUGUUCAGUGCGUCGCCCCGUUUAUGGUCUCCACGAACAUGACUCAUAAUGUACCUGUGAAUCCACUGGUGAAAAGUGCAGCUUCGUUUGCUCGAGACGCUCUGAACACUGUGGGCUACACAACAUACACAAGCGGCUGCUUAACUCAUGCACUGCAGCACAUUGCUCUGUCCAUUGUUUUUCCGGGUUGGCUGCGUCUCACGUCCUUUUGUGUGCAACGCAUGGAAAAAUUUGCUCGUAGCAUCGAACCCCAGUUGAAUGAGUUGAUGGCGGAGACAAAAACCAAACAGGAAUGACACGAACUCAUGGAUCGAAAACACACAAACAUCCACAUACUGUACAGUAACAGCAUUAACAAAACAUUCUUUUGCAGUGAACAGUUAGCAACUGUUCCAAAUACGCAAACACACACACGUUUUUUACAAAAUAGGUGCACAAAUAACAGUAUUUCCGUGUGUAUUUGCAUUGGAAAUAGGAUUUUUAACCUAUGCACCAUAUUCACAAGGACAUAUUUAGCUGGAUAAAUCUAGGGACCAUAAAUGUACAGUUUAUUGUAAUGUACAUUUACCAGUGGAAGGUUUGUGUGUUGCUCGACAGAUUUCACUAAAUAUACAGCGAUAUUGUGAAAUCUUAUUACAAUUUUAAACAACUGAUUUCUAUUUUUAUAUAUUUUAAAUGCAAUAUAUUAGUGUAAUAGUAGAGCUAAGGUUUCAGCAUUGUCACUCCAGUCCUCAGUGUCAUUAUAGUAUAUACAGUACUGUGCAAAAGUCUUAGGCCUCCAGUUACAUUUGUUGUUGUAGUGAGGGUAUAAUGACAUUAUAUAUUACUUCUCAUUCUCUUUAUUAAAAUACAACCAGAAAAUAAAGGUUCUAGACAGAUUUUGUAAGACAUGUGAAAGAAAGAGUUAGAGAUAGAUAGAAGAGUAAAUGAAAAAUGCUGGCGUUUCGGUCUUGGUUUGAUCUGUUUUUCUGCCAGAGCUGUUGUCAAUAUUGUUUGUUGUCAAUAAUCUCGGGAUUGUGAAUGCCGAUAAAGUAGACAGGUUUUAAUUCAUCAGCAAUUCUUACUAGGUUUUAUUUUUCAGCAUGACAAUGUUCCCAAACACACUGAUAAUGUAAUUAAAUUAUAUUUGCAGAGAAAAACAGCUGAUGAAACAAAGACAGUCAUGAAAUAGUCUCCACAGAGUCUUGAAUAUUAUAUACAGUAUUCAUUCAUUCAAUUUCCUUCAGCUUAGUCUCUUCAUUCAUCAGGGGACGUCACAGUGGAAUGAGCCGCCAACUUAUCCAGUAUAUGUUUUACACAGUGGAUGCCCUUCCAGCUGCAACCCAGUACUGGGAAACACCCAUACACACUCAUACACUAAAGCUGCGGUCACACUUGGCUUUUCUUCCCAUAGACUUCCAGUCAUACGCAUGCGAACGCGUCAGACCGGAAACGCAAGUUCGUGCGUCAAGUUUCGCAGAUCACUGCAUUGGAAAGUUCAAGCUUGGUGAACUCUGACCUGCAAGAUCACAUUACUUGACUGCGUGAGACCAAUCGAGGAUCAAAACAUGACCUCUCUGGACAGAAAUGUAAAAUAUGGACCGAUCGUUUGCUUUUUUAAUGUCUAAUCAUCCUGUUUAAUCCCGCCCCUUUUCACAGCACUGUACGACAGAAUUUCACAAGCUCAAACUCUAGUGUGACCACAGCUUUAGACCAAUUUAAUUUAUUCAAUUCACCUGUAGCCUAUGUCUUUAGACUGGGGAAACCAAAGCACCCGGAGGAAACCCACGUGAACACGGGAAGAACAUGCAAACUCCACUCAGAAAUGCUAACUGACCCAGCCGGGUCUCGAACCAGCGACCUUUUAGCUGUGAAGUGACAGUGCUAACCACUGAGCCACCACGUCACCCUCUUUUCUCAAAUACAAUCAGAAAAUACAGGUUCUAGACAUAUUUUAAGACAUAUGAAAGAAAGCAUUAGAGAAAGAUGGAGGAAUGAAUGAAAAAUGCUGGAGUUUCUGUCUUGGUUUGAUCUGCUUGAGCUGUUGUCAAUAUAGCCUGAAUUGCUGGGAUUGUGAAAGCUGAAAAAGUACAGACAGGUUUUAAUUAAUCUGUAAUUCUUACUAGAAAGCACCUAAUUUGUAAUAGUUUUAUUUUUCAGCAUGAUAAUGUUCCCAAACACACUGAUAAUGUAAUGAAAUCAUGUUUGGAGAGAAAAACAGCUAUUAAGACAGUCAUGAAAUGGCCUCCACAGAGUCCAGACCUGAAUAUUAUAUACAGUAUGUAUAGGCACCAUAACAGGCAGUAUGGAGAGAAAAUAGAAAGACAGAACAUGAUAAAUCUAAGGAAGAACUCUUAGAAAUGCUCAAAGAUGCUUAAUAUUAAAUGGCAAAUUAUUUCAGAAAAGACUCAGCAAAAAUGUUCUAGAUAUUCUAACAUGCUAAAGAGUUCAUGUUAAACUUUUAAUGCUAGUCUUUUGAUUCCGAAAGUCAUUUUGUUCUGAAUAUGGUGUACAAAUUUCCCAUGUUUCUGUUUUUUUAUAUUAAAAGUAUAGCUCACCCAAAAGUAAUGACCCUGCACUUGCUCCAUACCUUUUUAUAGAUGCUGGUGGAGGACUUUUGCACAGUAAUGUAUGUAGUAUUAGAAUACUAUUACCAUGGUACGUUUUGGAUACUUUGAUGAACAAAGUUCAAAAGGAACAUUUAUUUGACAUAGGAUUUUGUUGUUGUUGUAAGAACAUUAAAGUCUUUACUGUCAUCACUUUUGAUCAUUUUAUUACACCUUUGCUAAUAAAAGUGUUUACAUAAAUGACCCCAA